AUGCCCAGCGCGGGCGCCGCCGCUCUCCUCCGCGCGCUGCUCGGCUGAAGGCGCACAGGGCUCAAUUACUGGAAUUGUCAACUCUGCCAAUUUAUGUGCACAUUUCUCUUCCACUAUGAGCAGACCAAUUGUAUUGCACAUUUGUCUGGCAUUCUGUGGCCUUCUACUUCUCAACGUUGCCACACAGUGCGUGGCCUUCCCCAAAAUGGGAAGAAGGGAGAUAGCACAUGGUCUUGCAGAAACAGGGCAGCCAGAGAGGAUGAACACAGAUGACCCAGAAAAUGACUCUAUUACUUCAAAGUGCACUCCCCAGUUGGUAGUCUCUGAAGACCCAAUGAUAGUGUUAGCGGGGCCGUCAGCAACAUCUUUAAAUAAAGUAUUUCCUAUUAACAAAGAAGCUCAUCCAGUAGGAACUGGGCUUAUGCAGCCUAAUAGUCCUGACAUUUACACUGCUACUGAGACAGUGAUCCCUGUGGAGGAGGAAGUGUUUGGGUCCAGCCAGCCAGAGAGAGUGUCUCCUGAAAGCCGACUCUCCAAAGCCAUGCUAACCAACCCUACUGCUGCAACCGCACCUCUGAAUAUGGAUGAGAAGGAGGAACUCUUCAGUAGUACCCUCAUUCAGCCCAUUGCGGAAGGGACCACAGAAGCAACACUGGGUUUUCUGAAGCAUGUGGAUCAUCAGUUGUUUGCAACGGAAAGUCAGGAAAGAUUUAGUCUGGGACAUUUCCCUUCCUCUGAUGUGAAUACUAAAGAAAUGCUGACCACCAGUCCAAGGACAGAGAAGUUUGAAGCUGACGCAGAACAUAGGGCAACUUUUUCCCCUGGUGCUGAGCCCGCAGCAGGCAUGGCGCCUGGAAGCUCCAUGCCUGAUAGGGAGAAGCCUUUGCAGAUGACAGCUGAUCAUACCCAGACUACCGCCACCAAGCACUGGCUCACAACCUCUGAGUACACCCUGAGUGUUGAGCCAGAAACUGACAGGCUGCUGGGAGCCCCAGGAGUCACAGUGAGUGUCAGCACUGCUGUUCCAGCUGCCUCUGUCAUAAGUGAUGAGUGGGAUGACACUAAAUUAGAGAGUGUAAGCCAGAUAAAGAUCCCAAAGCUUGGAGACAAUAUGGAGACCCAGGUGGGAAUGGAAACGUCUCAGACAGCCCGAGUAACAGAUAACGAUGCUAUGGAAGGUAUGGAAGAGGGUGAACCUUUGACAGAGGUUGCAGAUGUGGCUCUGGGGCUGCCAGAAGGGGAAACCCACAUGGGGACAGCCCUGCUGAUGGCACCCGGGGAGGAGCGAUCGUCUGCCUUCACGGAUCAAAGUUCCUUUACUCCCACAAGUUUGAUGGAAGAUAUGAAAGUCUCUGUUGUAACCCUCUUCCAAGAUACUGCAGACUUCAUGGAAUCCACUAAGGAGAAUGAUGCUAUGUUUUUCAUAGAGACCACUGUCUCCAUCUCGGAAUAUGAAUCUGAGGCGCAUCAACUAUUGGGACAUACACUGAAAGACAUCCUCACUCAAGAGAUGACAACAGUUGUUCAAGAAACAGAAGCCACUUUAUCACUGGUGACACAAGAGCAGCAGGUUUCUACCCUCGAGGUUACCAGAGAAAAUGGUAAGACUGAGGAAGGAGAAGAGCCCCCCUCCACCACAUCUGCUGUUCCUGCCGUUACUCAGCUGUCGAGGAGAUGGGAACCUCUGGCCACGACACUUUCCACUGCGGCCACGCCUCUGUCUUUUGAAGUUACUUCUGCUCUGGAAGAUCUAAUGGACACCAUCACAGGGCCAAAUGAGGAAUUGUUCACACCAGUUAUGGGCUCUCCAGUGACUCCGCCUGGAAUAUUGGAGGAAGCACCCAGCAUUUUCCCAGCACUUUCUGAUUCUGAGGCACCCUCUGAGACAAGAACCAUUGUUCCAUCCAUUAGCCGUGUUAAUACAGCUGCCUCAUUUGGCCUGGAACAACUUGAAUCUGAAGAGGGAGAAGAAGAUGAGGAUGAAGAGGAUGAGGAGGAGGAAGAU
This is a messenger RNA of Lynx canadensis (Canada lynx), 2005 nucleotides long. Its product is annotated as armadillo-like helical domain-containing protein 4. The annotation marks the transcript as partial. The transcript is spliced from 5 exons. The record is from RefSeq and is a predicted model, not a curated record. NCBI's taxonomy places the organism in Eukaryota, Metazoa, Chordata, Mammalia, Carnivora, Felidae.